Trichomonas vaginalis G3 is the source of this 7098-nucleotide messenger RNA. RefSeq names its product ubiquitinyl hydrolase protein. Bases 1 to 7098 code for a protein of 2365 amino acids. Lineage: Eukaryota; Parabasalia; Trichomonadida; Trichomonadidae. Gene Ontology annotation, molecular function: cysteine-type endopeptidase activity; cysteine-type deubiquitinase activity. The record is from RefSeq and is a predicted model, not a curated record. The transcript has a single exon. Gene Ontology annotation, biological process: protein deubiquitination. Gene Ontology annotation, cellular component: nucleus; cytosol.
AUGGAUCCAAGCGAAGAUUUUGCAACAUGGUGCUUUGUUUUCGACGCAUCAGCGAUCCCAGGCAAUGAUUACCAAUAUUUGAUCCCUGAUUUCAUACGACUUAUUAAUGAAAUUAUUUCUCACGGAAAACUAUUAGGUAUUCUCGAACAACAUACUCAACAAUUCACAUCAGAAUUUGUACCGCAAAUAACUCGAAAAGUUCUUAAUUUUCGUAUAGUAACUGCAGAUGAAAUCGACGUAAUCUGCAGCAUGAUAGUUGCAGUUUCAAAUUUAGCUGCGCAUUACUUUUGCACAGAUAAGCUAGAUGAUUUCGAGAAAAUUUCAUUUGUUUUUGAUUGCUCAAAUUUAUUUUAUUCAACAAAUACAACAUAUGCACCUUUAAGUACAAUAAUAGAGCAGCUAAAGAAGGAAGAAUGGUUUACUAAGAUGAAUGAACGUUGUUUACGUGAUGAUGUCACAGUGAAUCAUUUUUAUUUUUAUUAUAAAAUAUUUGAGAACAUUUUAUCACCAUUUACCAACGAAGAUGCAACAGUUAGUUUUACAUUAAACCAUUUCGUACAAUUUAUCGAUAAAGUCGAACCAGAUAAUUCAAAACUUAAUUAUGCCAUCAUUUAUUCACUUGGAAUAGCUCCCUUCGCUCCCAAUGUUGAUAACUUCUUCGAGAAAAUACUUCAAUAUGCAGAAAAAUGCAUUUACUCAAGAAAAGUUAAUAUUCAAAUGCACGGAGCAACAAUUCUCUCUAUUUGCGAAAACUCUACAGGUACAUCUCGUGCACAGUAUCAGAAAUGGAAGGAGAAUACAAAGCUCAUUGACUUUUUGGCGUCAGAAGAUUUACAUUCUGAAUUAUUAAAAGCAUUAGAAACAGUUUACAUUUCAAUUCUUACUCCAGAUAGUUUGUACAAGCUAUGGGAUGCCAGUUUGCAUGCACACAGUUCCAAGAAACCAUUGAUGAUGAAAAUUGUAUCAAAAGGUAUCAACGAACUGAGUAAUUCCGAAGCUGAGAAGUUCAUUGUUGAAGCAAGUAAAGACAUCUCAGUAGAUACUCUUGAUUUCCUCAUCCAAACGAUGUUUAACACUUCAAGUUCGAACAUGGAAUUAUCAUUGUUUAUUUACAAAUUAUUAUUGAAUUUGGAAUGCGAAAGUUUCUCUAAUUCUGUCUGUAAAAUGAUUGAUUAUUCCAUUUCUGAGAUCUACAAGUCUAAUUUAAUUAAUGUUGGUCUUGAAUGCAUCGAAGGUCCCCAUCAAUCAGACAUUGCUGAUAUAUUUAGUAAGAUAUUAGAUAUUUCAUAUAAUUUUGAUAAGUUUUUACCAUUUGAUUUCAUUGAUCAUAUCAUUUCAUUAGUACAUGAUAAGAAGAUCAAUAAAACACAUUUCAUUCGUGUUAUUCUUUCUUAUUGCAAGAAGAUACAUGUCAUUGAUGAAUCAAUGCUUUCUAAAUUUGAACAAUUCGGUUUCGAAGACAAUAUUUGGUCAUUUUUAGAAGGAAUGAUAACAAACAUUUCUACAAGUAUUACAACGGAAUGCUAUGAAAAACUUGGUGAAAUAUUAUUAAAACAAGAUAAAGUGCAUGCAUCUGAAGCAUUAGCUAAAUUAUGUAUCCAAUACGUUCUUAUUUACGCAUACAAGAAUUAUGUAUUAAUAUCUAAAUAUGAUAGCAACAAAAGCAUUUCUUUUCCAAAAGAAUUUGAAUUAACAAAAUUCCCAAUUAAAUAUUUGGAAUUAAUACAUGAUAUAUACUUUUAUUGUAUUGACGAAUCAGUGUCUGAAUUAGCACAAAAGAAAUUAUUACAAUUGUUAUCAAGUUCUAUUGACAAAAAAUCAACUGUUCAAUAUUCAAAUGAAAUUUUGUCAAUGUGUGAAACAUCGAAAGAAAAACUUCGUGGUGUUGUUUUAAUCAAAGAUUUUCUUGGCAUGAACAGUAUCUUUAGACCAGAAGAUUUCGAGAUACAACCACACAAGAAAAUACAAAGAUAUGGUGAAAGAAUUAUUAAUAUUUAUGAUGAAUUAACAAAGAAAAAUAUGAAAUUAAGUUAUGAUCCAAGAACAAAACCACGUGAAAUCAUGGAACGUGUUUCAUGUAUUUUAGAACGAUCGCAAUCAUUAUUUACUUUGAAAGAUAAAAGUAACAAAUCUAUCUUUAAUUAUGUUAAUAUGGAAAAUGUUUCAGAUCGAGAAGUUUUUCAUGUUGUUGCAGUUGAAGAUUAUAAUAUAGCUAAUAUUCCUCAAUAUCCUUUGUUGUAUUUUGUUGAAGAUGAUUUGAGUCAAAAGAUAUAUGACAUUGUUAGUGAAAGUGAUUCUGUUGAAUUAACAAAUUCAUGUAUAGAAUUACUUGAUCUUCUUCCUGAUUGUGGAUUAAUCAUUUCCAUUUUCUCUGAUGAAGAAGCAACAGAAGAAUUAAUAGGACACAUAGAAAAUGAAUCUCUUUUUAAUUAUAUAUUAGAGAUAUUAAUGAACCAGAUGUCUAUUAAUGAAGAAUAUUAUAUACAGUUGUCUAUUUCUAUUUAUUCUAUUUUAAUUGGUAAAUUGGAAUCACCAAAGAUUUCAACAAACGUUAUCAAUUUGUUUUCACAACAUUUCGAUAUGAAAUUCAGUGAAAACAUUGAUCUUUUGGCUCCAAUUAUCAUCAAUUCAUAUUCUCAAUCAGAAAACAUGGAUAAUUGUUAUCUUUUGAUGUAUAAGAUCAACCAGAUCAAACCAACAGAAAUCAAUGAAGUUUUUCUUCAUAAAAACAGAGAAAAAAUCAUUGAGUUACUUUCAAAAUGCAAUUUGACAAACUGGGGUUCUAUUUCACGAUUUUUGUCACUUCUUGAUAGAAAAGAAGUCUUCGAAAUUUGCCUUGAAGAAGUCAAUAAAGGCAAUGAAAAUGAUAAAUUCAUUAUCAUGAUGAUGAACAUUAAUUUGCCUUAUAUUUCUGAUAACAUUAAUAUUCGAGAACUUAUUGAUACAUUUAUCAAAUUAUUUGUUCAAAACAAACAAAAUGAUAAUGAUACAUCAAUAUCACAAAUCUGUUGUUUGUUAACAGAUUUGAUUAAUCGUUGUGUUGAUGAAAAUCAAGAUUACAAAGAAUUAUCAAAAACUGUUUUAGAAUUUGCAUUAACAAAAGAUGAUGCAACUGUUCAAGCAUCAUUAUUUAACUUGUUGAAAGUCAUUGGUUACGACAAACCAUAUUUGAACGAAUAUAUCAAUAACAUUAAACUUGAUAAGUUCAGUAUGAAUCCUGAUGAAAGAAGACUUCAAACACAAUCAGGACUGAAAAAUUUAAGUGCAACUUGUUACAUGAAUUCUGUUUUACAACAGUUGUUUUCAGUCAAAACUUUUGUAAAUGAUUUCGAAAACACGACAGAAGAAUUAAAACCAGGAAUAUCAGAACUCCAAAUGUUAUUUGCACGUAUGAAUUAUUCCAAAGAGAAAUUUGUUGAUACAACACCAUUUUGUGAAACAUGGUUAUGGGGAAAAACAAAAAUUAAUCCUCGUGAACAACAAGAUGCAAAUGAGUUUUACCAAAUAUUGAUGGACCAAAUGCCUAAAGACAUCAAUAAGUAUUUCCGUGGCUCCAUUCGUAAUAUCAUCAAAGGCGAAAAGGAAGAAUACGAAUCAUAUAACAAUGAAGAUUUUUAUUCCAUAGAAUUGGAAAUUAAAAACACAAACACAAUUGAAAAUUCAUUUAAAUUGUUUGGUGUUGCAGAACGAUUUGAAUCUCAUUUUGCUGAGAAACUUAAUAAGAAAAUUGAUAUUUUAAAGAGUGCUAAGAUCGAAACAGCACCUCCUAUCAUGGUUUUCCACUUAAAGAGAUUCGAAUAUAACUUACAAACAUUCAAUAGAAUCAAAGUAAAUUCGAAUUUCCAAUUUUCUGAUGAAAUUGACAUUUCAGAAAUGAUGUUGGAUAAUUCUAAUCCUUGCAAAUACAACUUGACAGGUAUUGUCAUGCAUCACGGUACUGCACAAGGAGGACAUUACACAUCAUACGUCAGAGUUAAUCCUAAUAAAUGGAUCAGUUUCGAUGAUACUUUAGUUACAACAAUUGAAGAUAAAAAUUUGAAAGAAAAAGCGUUUGGAAAAAGUGACGAAUUUGACAAAUAUGACUCAUUUAAUGAUGAUGAUCUUGAUGAUACUGGUACAUCAGCAUAUUUACUGUUUUACACUAAGGAUGGCGAAAACACACAAUGCGAUGUUCAUUUCAAAGAAGAACAAAUUGAAGAAAUCAAUAAAGAAAAUGAUUUCUUCUUAAGAGUUCAAAGUUUAUUGAGUUCAUCAUUUUUAGAUUUCGUUUGUGACACAUUUGAUAAUCCAGUACCAUAUUUCAUCAACAUUUUCUGUAGAUCCAAUUUGAAUACUUAUGAUGCGAAGAUGCCAAAUUGUUUGAAUCAUUUCGUCGAUACAAACGAAAAAAGUAAAGGAAUCUUGGAAGAUUUGUUUAUAAAUAAUUUCGAAAAAGUAUUCGAGAUUUACAAGUCAUGUUCACUUCCUAUGAUUCUUGAAACAAUGCGUACAUUCACAAUGAAAACAAUUGAUUUCAUUGGUCCAAGUAUUUCAUUACAAAUCAUCAAUAAUUUCAUUGAUAAUUUCCCAUCUUUAACCACUGUUUGGCGUCAAAUUCCUGAUGUUUGUUUUGUUAUUGAACAUUUCAUUGUCAAAUAUCCGAAGAGUGCAAAUGAUUACGGAUUGGCAGACCACGUCAUUGAGAUUAUUAAGUUGAUUUAUUCUCCACAAAGAACACAAAUUUAUUUACAAAAUGUUAACAUAUCAAAUUUGUUGAAAUCUCUUCAGUUUGUUGAUCAUUUCGAUUACAAAGCCCUUGUUGAAUAUACAAACAGUAUAUUCAUGUCAACAGAAAACACACAAGCAGCUGGAAAACUCUUCUGCAAGCUUUGUAAAGAAGGAAAAAUCGAAAUGAGUCAAUUUUUGCAUUAUUUGUUGUCAUCAUCUAACCAGAAAGACAUUGAAGAAGGAUACGGUCUCAUGGCAGAGAUUGCAACAGAAAGUGAACAAGUAUUUAACCAAGUCUGCGAAACAGCAAUUUCUAAUAGAAUUUUGGCUGAUUUGACAUUGCAUAUUCUUCUUAAACUUCGUGCUGGAAAAAGCGAAAUUAAGAGGUUCUUUAUUACUAAUCCAGUUUGUCUUGUUAAUCUUCUCACUUACUCCGAAGAAGAUGUCCGAUUGAUCUCAGAGAAGAUAUUAAUUGAUAUGUUCCAUAAUCUCCAAAUUUCUCCAAUCAUGGAACAAUACACCAUUCCUGCAAUGUAUAAUUCUGUUUAUCAAGGUGAUUUGAAACACAAAGAUAUACAUCCUUCUAAUUUGACUUUGCCAAACAUUAAAAAAGUCUUUGCUGCUAUUAAUGACAAGAUCCAUAAAUUGCACACUGAUCCAAGACAUUUCUAUUCAUCAUAUGAAGGAAACAACAUCAAGUUUUAUGCUACAAAUCUUAUUGAAGCUUAUUCAUAUUUGUUAAUUCCAAUGGAAAUGAAUAAUUCAGAAAUAUUCCGUGAAUUAUUUGAAACAAGCAAAAUCUUGUAUAAUUUGAAUGUCCGUGAUGACGAGAACUUGUUAAAGCUUUAUGACUUACUUUUGAAGUGUUUCUCACCAAGAUAUGAACAAAGCAGUCGAUUGGAAAUCAUUUUCAAGAAAGUUGUUUGUUCCAAUUCAUUUAAUAAGAUUUAUCCACUUUUGGAUCUUCGAUAUGAGUUUAGCUACUACAAUUCACGAGAUAAUCAAGAACAGUUCAAUUAUAUAUUUAAUACGAAUUUGAAAGACAUUUUCAUCCGAAUUAUUUUGUCACAAAGAAGUGAUGAAUGUACAACAAUUUUAAUUGAAAUAUUUAAUUUCAUUUAUAACAAUGAUUCUUCAAAUUCAAAGAAUUUAUUCUCCUCUAAGAUUUAUGAACUUGUUAGUGAAUCAUCUCUUCAUUUUCUUAUUCAUGCACUUUCAUAUUUCUUCAAGCAUGCAAGUAUGAUGUUAUCAGACCAAGCAGUAACAAAAUUUGCUUAUCAGUUGAUGACUUUCAUAAAUCAGUAUGGUGAUGUUGUUUAUUGUAAGAAUGAACGUUUUGAUUACAUCCGUGAUGGCUGUGAUGGUUUGUGUUGUGACCAACGAUGGAUGGGAAAGUUCACAAUCAACACAACUUCAUUGAUUGAAACUCUAAUCCCGAAUAAUCCAAAUUCCGUACAAUCAUUGACGAAUUUGAUUUUGUUGGUUAUGCCAAUGGACAAGAAUUUGUCUCUUGGCAUGCAACUGAAGAACUAUGAAUAUUCGGAUUGCAAGAGUGAUGUUAACAGAUCAUGUUUUAUUUGUAUUUACAUGGAAUAUUGUUUACUCACAGGUGUUCAAUGCGAUUUAACACGAUAUCUUUCAGAUGUUGAAGAUCUUUCCGCAGUUGUUGGUUAUUUGUCAACCAAAGUAUUUCCAAUGCUAAAUAAUUCAUGGCAGGAACAGUUACUUUCAUUCAUUCUUAAGAAAUACCAUCCAGGAACAAUUUACGAUAGCUUAGUUCGUAAAUUAGUUAUCAUUCAUACUAAAGUUCCUGAUGAUGUUUCAUUAGAAUGGCAAUCAUUUAUUUCACAAGAGAAAACACCAGAAGCAUUUGAUUAUCAAUAUUUCGAUGCUGAAAACAAUGAAAUUAAACGAAAUUCUAUAUAUCCAGUAUUUUCUUCAUCGGAAUAUUAUUCAUCGGAAUCAGAAGAAGAAGAAAAACUUAAAGAUGGAAACAAACAAAAGCAUAUCAAUUAUUUAUCAACAUCUUCAUCAUCAGAUGAUGAAUUCAUCAAUUCUGAAGAAUUUAAAAAUCAAAAAGUAAACAAACAAUACAAUCAACAACAAAGUAAUGAACAAAAUAUGGCUCAAGAAGCCUUUUCUGGUGGUUUACUUGAGAAGCAGAAAGUUUUUGAACAUAUGUGCAGAAAUCGAAACAUUAUUUCAGCAUAUUCUAUUAAAGAAAGCUUCCGUAGACUUAUGCGUGAAAAUAAAGUUUACAGCCAUGAUAAUAGUAGUUUCAUGCAUUUGCUUGAAACUACAUACGAAAAACUCCGUGAUAGUUCUGAGAUCGACAUUUCACGCGAAUGGAACCGAUUUAAGAAAUCACUCGAAUUAGAUGAUUUAGAUUAA